Cylicostephanus goldi is the source of this 534-nucleotide messenger RNA. NCBI's taxonomy places the organism in Eukaryota, Metazoa, Nematoda, Chromadorea, Rhabditida, Strongylidae. The record is from the annotation of a GenBank genome assembly.
AUGGGUCAGGCUGAAACUAAACCUGGCGAGGUUGGCCUGUGGAUCAACUGCACGGUGUACAACACUCCAAGCGUUCAGGGAGUACCCGCUCAGAAACAGCCAUCAGCGGAACAAGAAGAAUCAGCACCAAAUAAGGAGGCAGAGCAAGCUCCAGCGCAAGAUUCGCCACCGGUGCGGAAGGCACCGUCAGCAGAGCAAGAGGAAGCGAGAAAAGAAGCUGGUCCCUUAGCUGAAUUGAAAAAAGAACCAACUGGAAAAGCUGCUCUACCAGAGGAAGAAAAGAAGGAGGGUAUUCAGAAAGAAGAGAAGCCUUCUCCUAAAGAAAUACAUGCGCAGUAUAAGUCAUCUGCUGCACCUACUCCAACAAAAGUGCCAGAUCCAGUAGUCCCUAAGGACACUGAAAGAAAGGAGGCAAUGGAAAAGCCAAAGAAGGCGGCUUCAACUGUUGUUCCAAAAGCGCCAGAAAAGCAAGUGAUGUCAAAGAAACGGAUGAAAAGCAAAGCAAAGUUUCUGCUGAAAAAUCUGCGCCAUUAA